GUAUGAACCUGGAAAUUCCAAAGAAGUACUCUAUGCGUUUCAGAAGAAAGUACAGAUGCCACUCCCUUCCUCGGCAUCGCGCGGAAACUCGCCAAGGCCGUCAACAGAUUUCCUCUACGAAAACGUGACGACAUCUGAUGUCACGUCCUCUACGUCACAUCUCAGGACAAAAUUGGCGAGCCGGUCUCUCAGCUUCAUUUGUCAGCGUUCGCUUCUCCGCUACGCGCGCGCUGUUUUAAAAGGUCCGCAGUCAUUUCAAGCAGUGCUCUGCAGAGUUCCCCCAAGGAAGCAUGCAACCGAAGCUGUGGACAAGUGCUUUCAUUGCCGUCGCAGUAUGUCUGUCCCUUGGUGUGCGAGGACGAUCUAGCACAAAUAUCUACGAUGUACUUCGCCUUAUGUAUCGCAUGUGUGAAACCGGCAAGGAGUCCUUGGAUGACCAUGUCAAGUGCGUGGAGAUGCUACUCGGAGGUUCUGGAGGCGAGUUAACUGAGGCAGCUGAGAAGUGCAUGUACCAGGCAGAAAACGAAACCCCGGAUGACGCCCCGUUGUUGCAACUCUGCUCACGGUACACACAAAUAGAACUGUGGAAGACCAAGGCAGAUAAGCCCCCUGCAUCACUUACUGGGGUGAUAAGCCUGGCAGGCCUCACGAGAAUGAUGUGCAUCAUGGGAGAAGUAAGGAGGCCAGUAUCAGCGUGGGAAGCCGCCUUCUCUAAAUGCUUUCCCAAAGGGCAGGAUCGGCGGACGUUGGAGAAAAUACUACAGAAGAAACGGCACUGAGUUGGCCCCCACCAAAGCGUCACCUGUACUAUAGUUAGCGUCGUCACAUCAUCAUCCGCACCUGUACAUAGACAUCCACGGCACACGAUAUUUAUGACAACCACAGGAAGAAUUAAAAGUCCGCCAUUCGUUCGCAUUUAAAACGGAUGCUAGAGAUAGAAGCAAUAAAGUAAUUUAAUAGAUGUACAGAACGCGGGUUCUUCGUUCCUACAAGUCCUCACGGCGAAAUUGUCUAUGAGGUAAGCGUAGUAUUCGGUAGUAUUGAGCAAGAUAUGCUUGUAUUGUUGGGGGUUUCGGGGGUUCAGCCUCUACCCUCGAAAUCGUGCCUUUGCUAGUGCAUUUUGGAGAGGGAAGACGAGGGUUAAAAUCCUCUCUCCCAUAUCAAGUUCCUGUGCAACCCAUCUCGAAAUAUUCUUCUGGAUUCGUAUACUGCUUGUAUCAGCCAGGCAGGGAUGUUCUGUAUGGCUGUUAUAAAAGAGUUGGCAUUACAUUUUACGUGCAUCAUC
Ornithodoros turicata is the source of this 1285-nucleotide messenger RNA. RefSeq lists its product as uncharacterized. The record is from RefSeq and is a predicted model, not a curated record. NCBI's taxonomy places the organism in Eukaryota, Metazoa, Arthropoda, Arachnida, Ixodida, Argasidae. Bases 291 to 779 code for a protein of 162 amino acids. The transcript has 6 exons.